Pseudophryne corroboree (corroboree frog) is the source of this 2568-nucleotide messenger RNA. RefSeq names its product Rho GTPase activating protein 40 (gene ARHGAP40). Bases 128 to 1948 code for a protein of 606 amino acids. The transcript has 15 exons. Gene Ontology annotation, molecular function: GTPase activator activity. The record is from RefSeq and is a predicted model, not a curated record. Gene Ontology annotation, biological process: regulation of actin filament polymerization; regulation of small GTPase mediated signal transduction; signal transduction. Gene Ontology annotation, cellular component: cytoplasm. NCBI's taxonomy places the organism in Eukaryota, Metazoa, Chordata, Amphibia, Anura, Myobatrachidae.
UAGUCUGUGGGACAGACAGCAGGCAAAAGGGCUGUGAGCUUGUAAGAAGGAGCUGUAGGGCUUGCAAGCUUUGCACUACCAUAGUGUCAUCCUGUAUGUGCGCAGCCUGCGGUCUUGCCCUUGCAAAAUGAACCAGCCCGCAGCCAGCUUGUGCUCCAGGAAAAAUUCUGACCCUCUUUCAAUGAAGGACUUUUGGCUGGAGGUGGAAAACAUCAAACAGAUGCGUGCAUCUGAUGGGUAUGAGAGCAGCUCCUCUGAGCCCAGCACCCCAGAAGAGGGAGAGGCAGAAGCCAAUUGGCUGCAGGAUGCUGGUCUUUCUCCACUAAUUGAUGACCAAAGUUCCACAGAAGACAAUGUCUUCAUUUUGUCGACCCUUACCAGAACACAGACUGCAGCUGUACAACGACGCGUUGACAGCUACAGCCAGUCACUCCGGAAGCGUUCCAAGCAACCAACCCGUGAUGUCAGGGAUGUGUUCACUAGAGUAAGCAGUGUUGAGAGCAUCUUAGAGGAGAAUGGGACAGACAAUAGUAUCAGAACAGAAGAGGGGAGAAGCUCCAAUGAGAGCAGACCAGAAACUCCUCCCAGUCUAUGCAGAAGGACUGGAGCAUCUGUAUUUGUCACAGAAGUGGCCUAUUCGGAGCAAGCAGCAGCUGAACACAACGAGAAUUGCAGGACAAUGUGGCAACCGGAGUCUUUACCUCAAAUUCAGAUCCAAAAGGGGCGACUUGGUGUGACAAAGAUUUCAGACCUAUCACCUUCUGACAUGAAGCAGGUGCCUGCACUAGCCCUCAUAGAGUUGACUGCACUGUGUGAUGUUUUAGAACUGGAACUGAAACGAAAUAAAGCAGCCAAGCGUAAGGCUACCGAGAGUCGGCUAUUCGGCGUGUCGCUCACCACUCUACUUGAACAGGACCGAAAGCUGAUAACUAACACCCAGGUCCCACUCAUCCUGCAGGCGAUUCUCAGUUGUCUGGAAAAAAAGGGCUUGGACUUUCAGGGUAUUCUAAGAAUUUGUGGCUCACAGACACGGAUGAAGUCCCUACAGCAGAACCUGGAGAGAAAUUUCUAUGCUGGACUCUUCUCUUGGGAUGAUGUUAACCCUCAUGAUGCUGCUGGUCUCCUCAAGAUGUUCCUCCGAGAUCUUCCUACCCCCUUACUCACUACUGAAUAUCUACCGGCAUUCACAGCUGUGCAGCAGAUAUCUGACCUAAAACAAAGACUCCAAGCUCUGAACCUCCUGAUUAUGGUCCUUCCGGAGGUGAAUCGCUGCACUUUAAAGGCCUUACUUGAGUUCCUUCACAAAGUGGCUUCUCAGGAAAAGACUAACCUCAUGUCUUUGUGGAAUAUUGCCACCAUUAUGGCACCUAACCUUUUUCUGUAUCGUGGGAGCAGUGGCAAGAACUCAGAGGGUGGGGAGAAACUGCUAGCGGAGGGAGUGGCUGGCCUGGUCAUGGCCAUGGUUCAUUAUCAGGACUUACUGUGGACGGUCCCCACCUUUCUGCUAUCCCAGGUACGAAAGCUGAAUGAGAAUAGUGUUAAGAGAUUCAACGACCGCCGGCUACUGAACUUCUUACGUAAAAUCCACUCUGACAAGGAAAGGCCAGAGAAGAAUCAGACCAAGCCCUGUAAACAAGUACAGAUUCGGGCUUCCCUAUUCCUAAAUGACUCUCUGGCCGUUCGACUGGAGGAAGACUUGCAAGCAGCAGACAUCUUAAAGAAAUUUCAGGAGCACGUGACAAAACGUAGCUGGCAGAUGAUCAACACUAUGGGGCUGAUAAAAUGUAAUGGUUCCUUUGCGUUUCCCAACCUGGAGCUGUAUGAAGUAGGAGGGAAUAUAGGUGAACACUGUUUGGAUCCCGACACCUACAUGCUGGACUUAUACAAUGCCAAUCCUAAUGGAGAAUGGGUGAUUAAACCCGGUCCUCAUUCAAAGCCUAUUUCAUAGGACUAUGUGGCUUGUUUGUGUUUGUACUGUAGACAGUGCUGGAAUUGCAGAUCCCUAGAGGAUUGUUUAUCCAGGUGAUUGUGUCCAGGAAUAAGAUUGGGAAUCUUGACGAAUUCUUCAAAGAUUUGUGAAGUCUCCAUUUACGUAGGAUUCUCUGACACGAGUCUGUCUAGUGGUCUUACAUAUUUUCCCUAGAGGAGGGUGCAAUGCAAACAGCCCGGUUGGAAAUGUGAUGAUCUGAGCUUAGGUCUCUAAAGGCCUUCAUAUCUGUAUGUGAGAAAGAUCUACAAUGCAGAUUUUCCGGUUGUUCAACAUCUGCAGUACAAAUGCAGGGCAAAGUGUUCAUUCCAGGAGGUAAAGAGCAUAUGGUUACAAAAUGGAAGCAGGGAGAUGCUGAUCUGUGCCACCAGAGGGCCUCUGUCUCCGCUUUGUGCUUUCUAUGCACAGGUUUGUGAGAUCCCUUCUCAUGGACUGCACAGACAAAUUGGUUAUUUCUGGAUAUUGACACAGAGCUACUUUCUAUUUUUUUUAAUUUUUUUUAUAUGCAACAAUUGUAUUUAAUACUUCAAUUAAACAUGGUUUUAUUGAACAUUUACUAAUAAAAAUGUUUCUGACACUUA